This is a messenger RNA of Necator americanus (New World hookworm), 1518 nucleotides long. RefSeq lists its product as uncharacterized. The record is from RefSeq and is a predicted model, not a curated record. Bases 1 to 1518 code for a protein of 505 amino acids. Lineage: Eukaryota; Metazoa; Nematoda; Chromadorea; Rhabditida; Ancylostomatidae. The transcript has a single exon.
AUGUCGGUAAGAAAUCGUACAGCACCCGGUCCCGACAGAAUAAGACCAGAACACCUGAAGAGCCUUCCGCCAGUACUAAUCAACACCCUGGCGAGGCUCUUUACACGUUAUCUGUCGGAAUGCAAGGUUCCUAAACAGUGGAAGACCAGCAAGACCGUGUUGUUGUAUAAAAAGGGAGAUCCACAUGACAUCGGCAACUAUCGCCCAAUCUGCCUACUGUCCGUCAUCUACAAGCUCUUUACAAGAGUAAUCCUUAAUAGGAUUGAAAAAGUCUUGGAUGGAGGACAGCCAUGCGAGCAAGCAGGGUUUCGAAAAGGAUUCAGCACGAUUGACCACAUUCACACUGUUUCGAAACUCAUCGAGGUAUCACGAGAAUACAAGAUGCCGCUCUGUCUCAUCUUCAUCGACUUAAAGAAGGCUUUCGACUCGGUUGAGACGGAAGCGGUCGUGGAAGCCUUGGACAACCAAGGCGUCCCUACUCAGUAUAUAAAGGUACUUCGAGAUUUGUACAGUAACUUCACGACCGGAAUUUCGCCAUUCUACAAAAACAUCAUCAUUGACGUGAAGAGGGGGGUCCGACAGGGUGAUACAAUUUCACCCAAAAUAUUCACAGCCACCCUCGAGAACGCAAUGCGAAAGUUGGAAUGGGACGAAGUGGGAGUGAAGGUUGAUGGUCGGCAGCUACACCAUUUGCGCUUUGCUGAUGACAUCGUACUGGUAACACCUAGCAUCAGCCAAGCGGAACGAAUGCUGACCGAAUUCGACGAAACAUGUGGAUGCAUCGGUCUUCAGCUGAAUCUACAAAAGACGAUGUUCAUGCGGAAUGGAUGGGUCUCGGAUGCCCCAUUCACGCUCAACGGAACGAACAUAUCCGAAUGCACCAGCUACGUUUAUCUGGGUCGGGAACUGAACAUGAUGAACGACCUGACCCCCGAGCUGGGCAGGAGGAGACGAGCGGCUUGGGGAGCGUACAAGAGCAUCGAGGAUGUAGUGAAGAAGACCAGGAACACCCGGCUCCGUGCUCACCUCUUCAACACCACCGUACUUCCUGCUUUGACCUAUGCUUCGGAAAGCUGGGCAUUUCGCAAGCAGGAAGAAAACGCGGUCAGCGUCAUUGAACGCGCAAUUGAGAGAGUGAUGCUAGGCGUAUUCCGUUUCACGCAAGUGAGGGACGGGAUUCGAAGUUCUCUCCUACGUCAGCGAUCGAAAAUUAGAGACGCCGCCGCGUUUGCCAAGAAAAGUAAAAUAAGGUGGGCCGGACACGUGAUGCGCUUUAAUGACAACCGUUGGACCAGAGCCGUGAGCGACUGGGUUCCCCGCGAUAUUAAGCGCACUACAGGAAGACCGCCGACCCGAUGGUCAGAUUUCUUCACGAAGUCCUUGAAAGAAAAAUAUGAUGCUCUUCGUGUCCCACGCGAAAGGAGGAACCACUGGGCUACUCUGGCACGCGAUCGGGACAAAUGGAAGAAUUACUGGCGCCCGCUCGACCAGUUCGAAGAUCAACGGGAGUCAAGGUGA